UCUCACCCUCCCUUACUCACUCACCCACUCCCUCUCUCCCUCCCAUCCACACACACACACACACACACACCACUCUAGUAUAUCAGCUAGCACCUAACGGAGAGGCAGAGGGGAGAGCAGAAAUGAAUGUGAAGAUCCUGACGCUGGUGAUCGUGUUGGUGGUAUCUCUGCUGUGCUUUGCCAGUGCUGGUCCAAUGGCCUCCACAGAGCACAGUAAGGGUCUGGAGGAGGCGGACACAGCACGGAAUCCUGUUCAGCAGAACCCCGGCAGAGGUGGGAGGAGCCAAAGACCUAAUGGCUGGAGGAGGAGACGCCCCAGACCCCGCCUCUCCCACAAGGGGCCAAUGCCGUUCUAGAGCAAGGCACUGCUUCGAGCGCCCUCCCCCAGGUUCUGAUUUAAUGCUCUUCCUUUGCCUUGGGGGGCCUUGCUACGAGGGGUCUACGCUAGUCCCAAACUGAAGAGUGAUGUCCAUAGCACCUGCUGGUUCUUCAAGCAACUCUUCUUCUGUCCACAUAAAACCAGGACGAGCCACUCACCCUCAAGCUCUACCAAGACCUCGGGGGCCAGGAUCAAGGGGGUGUGGGGGGUGGGGGGGGUGUUGAGCCCGAGCUACCAGAUAACUCUAUCUGUCCUCUCCCACUUUCCAUCUCUCUCUGUCUUUCUAUCCCCCCUCUCUCUCUCUCUCUCUCUCUCUCUCUUUCUCCCCCCUCUGUGUUUUUCUCUCAUUUGCUUUCUAGAGCCCUCCUGUCAUUGAUGUCUCCCCGCUGUGUUGCACACAGUUUGCAUGACGUGUCCCCCCCCCCCCCCCCCCCCAGGGCAGCCAGGUCCAAAACAGUCUUAGAAACGAAAGCCGUCAGUUUCAUCCUUAAGGUGUGGUUAGUCUCAUCCUCUCUGACUGAUUCAAGGUGACCACAUUCCUUUAUUCCACUUCUAUGAGGUUAUAUCUGGCUUAAGAACAGGGGGGGUUGUUUGAUGAGAGCGAACCAGGGCAGAGAACCAAAUGUAAUGGCAUUAUCCAAUGUUGUCGAUGUAAUCCUGUUUUUUGAAAAUUAUUUCCGAGAUCCCAUAGAAGCCAGGUCAAUAGCAUGUACAGAUCUUUUUUUUUUUUCAUCUGUCUGUUGCAAUAUAUUUAUCACUAUAUGAGUUUUUUUUAUUUAAGUACCAUUGCUGGUUGAAUUAGUUACCACUGUUAAUUAUUCUUGUUUUUAUUUUAUUUUUUAUUUUUAUCUCAUUUUACUCCUAUAUUCAAAUAUCAAGUAAACCGUGUAAACUGAGGGUUAAAGAGUUUCCAAUUUUACCUUUGUUCCAAAAAAUAUAGUGCAUAUACUACAGACGACACUCGAACAUUCUGCUUCACAUCAUCUCACUUAACUACACAUAGAGGAUUCCUCUUCUAUCCAAAACCGAUUACAUGUUUAUGAGCUCACUGUUAAAAACCCUCUGGACUCCAGAGUGGCUUCCUCCAGGGUGUCCAGCUGUCCCAUCUUCGCGUGGGACAGCGGCUGGGGACAGUGUCCUUAUGUCCCCGAGUCCUUGCCUCCUAAGCCCAUGCGCUGCGUUCCGUGGCCCUCUUUUGCUCGACUGUUAACUGGCCGGGGCGGUCCACUCCAGACCCUGGGGGUGAGCCGCUCCACCUUCAGAAGAAGUGCCAAAUAACGAUCUACUCCACAAUGCUGCCAGGAGAGACAGAAAACGAACACAUUACCUCUUAUUUCAAGUCUCAAAACACUGACUCGCUCAAACAGACAGUUCUCAUCCAAACGGCUUUUUAUUGUCAUGGUUUUUUUAUGUUUAUUUGUUUGUUCAACUCAAGUCCAAGAUCUAGACAACAUAUUUAAAAAGACUGGAAAGGCGUCUGAGAGAAAUUAGAGCAAAAAAACCAAAACCACAGUAUGCUUUUAAAGGAGCCAUUUUGCUUUAGCCCAGUUACACCACGUAAAGCCUACCACCAGUGCUCUAUACCCGCAGCUGGGUUGCCCUGGCCCCCCAACCACUAAGACAGAAUCACUAUGCCUUUACAUCAUACUGGAAUUUCUUCUGUUGCUUUCGUUUAAUUUAGUUUCUUUGUCUUUCUUUAAUUUCCUCAGGGUGCUGUGAUACAAGCCUAUACCAGAAUCGUCUAUGCUUUGUGCAUUUAUUUAAGAAUCUCUUUCUCACACACACACACACACAAGUACACAUACACUUAAACACACAUGCACACACACAAAUGUAUCUAAAUGUAUGUAUGCAUUAUAUAAAACUAUAUCUCCCUGCCUAUAUAUUUACACACACCACUACCGUCAUAUCAGUCCCACUUUGAAGGUGUUCAUGUUAUCCCCCCCUUGCAGGGAGCUGUUGCCUUGUAGCUUGAGCCUCCUUAAGCACAGGUGGCCACAGCUUUGAUCACUCUGCUCAUUAAAACCCCGGGAUAAUCUGUCUCAGAUGGGCCCCUGUCAAAGUCAGGAGUGUCUGAGGCCAGUGUGGCAGACUGGCUCAGUUCGUGACCACACCCGACCCCCCACCCCUGAUUUUACGUAAUAAGCCCCCACACGUGGAAAACCCCCCCAGCAGACGAUCCUAGGGCGGCCCUGUUCACAACUGCGUACUGGUAGCAGGGUCAGUGCAGUUUGCUCUUUUCCAUGGCAAUCACUCAAUCCUUUUAAGCGUCUGAUGCUUACUACAGUCCGAUGCCAAGACCUGUCAUGAGGCUUACACAAGACUGUUACUCCCUAACACCCCGUCUAUGAUUCACGUGCUUAGUCUGAGUCUGACCACAGAGUUGGCAGAGCUCCGCUCUUCUCUUCUUUUUUUUUGACACUAUAUGAUCAAAAACAGAUUUUGCUGACAUUUCUUUUUUCAACCCUCAGUAGGACUGAAACUGACUGAGAGCUGUGUAUUGCCUUGCACACCGAGUGCAAGACGCUCUUUAACGAUCAGGCAAGGUUAUGCCGCCGAGCUACGCUCACCUUGAUUAAAAAUUUAUUCAAAUCUGAGGGCACUGUGAAUCCCAAUCAUGUCAGUCUCAGCAUAGCUCCCCCCCAGAAUAACCCAGUUGUCCCAUCUGGAGGAGUUCUUUUUUAUUAUUUCAGUCAAAAGCAGGGGUGUUAAAACACAACAAGAAUAAAAGAAAAAAAGAAAACAAGAAUCACCAUUUCCUCUUUCCUGUCCACCGUGGUGCGGAGUGAUGCCUAUAUUCCACACCAUCGUCUCAUGAAUGUAUCUGUCACCGUCUGCACCAGCUGCGCAGCCCUUCCAGGGAGAAAAAGUCAAAUAAACCGCCGUCUCCGAGCGCCCCUGUUUACCAGAGCCAUGAGUCUACAAACCUAACCCCACCCCCCCUGCCCUGACUCCGCUCUCUCUCUCCCCAUUACCCGUCACCAUAGCUACACCCUGGUGAUGCUGGCUUUCUAUCACACGGAUUCUGAAAAGAUCCACAGACGAAUGAUCAGUCACAUCUAUCAAAAAAGAUAGAAAUCCAAAGCCUCCCUCUGUCUCGGCUCCCCUUCCCGUCAAUCACCUGGCUUUGGUCCUCUCUGUACGGGCAUGCAAGGCUGCACUUUUUUGCAAUUCCAUUAUGCUGCUGGAAAAAUAAAUCCCGAAAAACAAGUCUCCUUGGCAUGUAAUGUUUUUCCAGUGUAUUGUGACAAUUAUUCCUUUUUGACUGAUUCUUGUGUAGCUGGUUGUCCAAAGCUUACUUUGAACUUGGAAAUACAGUGUGGGAAAGCUGUAUUAGUUUUUUUUUUUUACAAUAAUUAUUUAUUUUCCUUUUCUUUUGUUGUGGUCGUAACAGUAUAGAAAUUAGUCUGCUACACGAAAAAAAAAUUAAUGUCAUAGAUUCGUCUCAGACCUCUCUGACUAUUCCCCAACAGUAAGAUUGCAUCAGGUUGAACGGGGCUUGGUUACACAAAACAGGACAAAGGCGUCCACCCAGACUAACACUGAAGUGGCAAACCAAUACUUUUCACUCAGAGAGUAAAACCAUUUCCUCUUAGGAUGGUCUUUGUUCUUGAGCUCCGCGUCCGUUCAUUUCACAAGGCUUGAGAGGCCUUUGGGCACUUGUAUUCCGCAUGUUUCAGGCAUACAUUUCAGCUUUUUUACCCUUUCUCACACACACAGAAGAUGUGCAUUUGGCUUGGAAAAUGUGAUAGGUCAGGAUAUAGGAGAUGUUGAGAAGACUGUAGAGGCAAGUGACUAGGAAGCUAAAGUAAACCUGGGGUAUGCUGGCUAAGCUCUACACAGAAUCACAGAUACACCGUGCCCGUUUGGGGCCACCAUCACCAACCAUCAUCCCGAUUCUCUACACUGCUCGCUCAUUUGAAAUACCACAAGGGUAAUAUACCACAAGUAGAGGACAUGGGUGAACAAAAAACCAUAAAGAAAAUGGAGGCUGGCAUGCAACAGUUGCUUUGCUGCUGAUGGGCUUGUCACCUAGCGUAUCUGCGGUGAUGACUGAGGGAUCGGGUGGCUGAAAUCCAAUCCCGCUCCCCGUUCACACGUAGGCAGCAGGCCGAGCAGCCAACAGGAUAACUCGAUUAGAUCUCCCGCUAGAGUAGCGCUGGCAGUGACGGGUCAUUACAAACUCAAAACGAGCUUCAUACUUCAGACGACAAGGCUCUCUUCUUACGUAGGCCACCAUCUUACAAUAGCCAGUGUGUAGCACCCACCCGCCACACAGACAAAAAAAUAAAACAGACGCCAUGCCAUGGCGCAGGCUAAAACCUCAGUGUUUUAGAAAAUAGUGCUUUUGGUGUCACCUUGGCCCUGGUGUUAUUUAAAAAAAAAAAAAACUAUAUGCACUGGCAUCAUAGAACAUUGACACUCUAUUCUGUUCCUGUUCUGUUCUUGGGUCUUAGCAGAGCUCCACUGGGACUCACUCGGGCAAUGCAGCAGUUUUCAUCAGUAUUAGUAGGUGACAAGCACAGUACCGUACAGACAGUGUAUAAGUCCUCAUCUUUUAUCAAGUUAAAGGUGUGUGUGUGUGUGCUCAUGUUACUCGCCAGGCCAAAUGUACAGUACAGUCUGUCUCUGUUUUUGAUGUUGAACUGGGCAAAAAUAAAUGACAUAAAUUAAUGACAUUUAAAAAAAACAAGUGUAUCAGAAAUGGUUGAAAUACUGUGUACAUAUUUGAACUUUUGGUUUCUAAUUUAUAAAAGAUAAGCUUUAGCUCUUGGAGUACUUAUUUUAUUUUCCUUUUCAUGCGUAGCUUUGUGUUUUUAUUUUCUAUUUCUGUAAAGUGUGUAAAUAUAUCUUUAUGAUAAUAAGUAAUAUUAAAAAAUCUUAUUUUAAGAA
This is a messenger RNA of Clupea harengus (Atlantic herring), 5272 nucleotides long. It is a transcript of the gene apln, whose product is annotated as apelin. NCBI's taxonomy places the organism in Eukaryota, Metazoa, Chordata, Actinopteri, Clupeiformes, Clupeidae. The record is from RefSeq and is a predicted model, not a curated record. Gene Ontology annotation, biological process: signal transduction. Gene Ontology annotation, molecular function: hormone activity; apelin receptor binding.